Ectocarpus sp. CCAP 1310/34 is the source of this 4325-nucleotide messenger RNA. The record is from the annotation of a GenBank genome assembly. NCBI's taxonomy places the organism in Eukaryota, Phaeophyceae, Ectocarpales, Ectocarpaceae.
CGCAGCACUCUAGGUAACCACUUUGCACGAGCUUGUGUUACCUAGGAGCUCAUCGAGCACGAUGCGUCGGCUUUCGAGGAGCACGGUAGUGCUGGUUCUGGCUGCGUAUUCUGCCCCUGGAUGUUUCGCGGAGCAGCUGCCAUCUCUGACGGAGACCUUCAAGGCCGUCAUCUUAUCACACCAGCGACCGCCAUCUUCUCCCGGGCCUCCUGCCACCGGCGCAGCGGCGGUGCCGGCGACGGCAGCGCACCCCCUCGCCCCGGUCGGUGCCGCGGCCUACCCCGCGGGCAUAGAGCUAGCGGCGGAGGCACUCGCUGACGACCUCGUGCAGUCCUUGUCCGAGCUCUUCGUGCGCGAAAGGGCGGCGACGGCGAGGGAGCUAUCUCCAGCCGCGGCGGAGUGGACUCUGGCGAAGCUGACGGACGUCUCUCUCGAGCCUUGGCACAAGGAGGUGAAGCGGCGGGACCCGGAAGGGCUGAGGCUUAGGGGAACAGCGGGAGUAGCGCUCGAGGGUUCCGAGGCGGUCGGCGGGGCGAGCGGGAACGCCUCUCCCCCGGCGGAAGCGGAAACCCGUGGAUUGUUUGAGGAGGAGGGGGGAUGCCUCGGGCUGGCGGGGAGCGCGGGGGCGCUGGAGUUCGGGGAGGAAGACUUCCUCCAGAUUGAGAGCACGUGGGUGAACAUUGCCAUGACCAGCGUCUGCGUGGUGUGCGCCGGGCUCGCCGCUGGGCUGACGAUGGGCCUGCUGUCCAUCGAGCCGCUCGAGAUGGCCAUCAAGCAGCGCAGCGGCACCCCGGAGGAGCAGCAUCAGGCAUCGCGCAUCCUACCCCUCGUCAGCCGGCACCACUUCUUGCUGGUGACGCUGCUGCUGUUCAACAGCCUGGCCAAUGAGGCGCUUCCCAUCUUUUUGGGGAACCUGGUUCCCUCGUGGCUUGCCGUCAUCCUGUCGGUGACUCUCGUUCUCUUCUUCGGAGAGAUCUUCCCUUCCGCCGUCUUCACGGGGAAGAACCAGCUCGCCAUCGCUUCCGGCAUGUCCUGGCUCGUGUACACCCUCAUGAUGGUGCUCGGGCCCGUGGCCUGGCCUAUCGCGUGGAUGCUGGACCGCGUCUUGGGCAUCGAGGGGUUCAAGAGGUACAACCGGGCCGAGAUCUCCGCGCUCGUUGAGGUGCAGCAGGAGCUGUCCUGCGAGGACGUCACCAACCUCCCCCUGAGCGAGCGGUGGAGCUUUGCCCAUCCUCACUGCGUGACGCGAUCCUUAGGGGAAAGGCGAAGUAGAGGCUGCGGUCAACUGUUUUCUGCCUGGGUAUCAACGAGAGGCUGGAUGCGAACACCAUGGCCGAUAUCAUGGCGGCCGGCUACAGCCGCGUCCUCGUGUACGAGGGGGAGGACACCAGGAACAUCCGCGGCUAUCUGCAGGCGUGUGAAGAAGCUGAUCGUGCUCAGCCCGGACGAUGAGCGCGUCAUCAGCUCGCUCAUGCUGCGCGUGCCCGUGGUGGUUUCCCCCAAGAAGAGCCUGCUCGAGCUGCUCAACACCUUCCAGACCGGAAAGUCUCACCUCGCCCUUGUCAGCUCAUCCCCCGCCAUCACUCUCGAGUCUCUUAAGCGUGGUGUCCCGCUAGAGGGGGCCGCGAGGCCCAUGGGCAUCAUCACCCUGGAGGACAUCAUCGAGGAGAUCAUCCAAGAGGAAAUCAUGGACGAGAGCGACCGCCUGUCCCGGUUCAUCGAAGACCGCGCGAAGGACACCCUGUUGAGGUUCGCCAGGAGGAGGCAGGAGCGUCAGAGCGUCGGCCAGAUCAAUCCACGCUUGGCAUCCUUCACCACCCCUCGCAGACUCGAGACCGAAGAGACCAAGCUUCUCAAGCACCUCGGCGCCAAGAGCGGCCCUCCGUCCUCCCGGGGCAACGCCCCUCCGGUCUCCCCUUCGUACCAGUCCAUGGAGGGCGGCAACAGCUGCGGGGCCCCCCGCAGCCGCUCCAACAGCCCCGACAUGUUCUCCUCUUCCCCGCUUGCCGCGCCCGGGCUGGACGAGCGCGCCUCGCUCUUGACGGGUUCUGCACGGGGCUCCAACAGGCAAGAGCGCCUAGACGGCACCAAGAGCGCCAAGAGAGGGAGCGCGACGGUGGGGCAGGCGAUGAUUGCGGCCGCGGCGGCGGCGGCGGGGAGAGUCAGCAGAGAGACCAGCGCCCACAGCGAGAGGUCCACCUCUUCGCUGCUCAGGCUUGCCACCGCGGCAUCGUCGUCCGUGAACAGCGCCGGCGAUGCGCCUUCCGAGACGGCCGCGGCGGCGGCGGAGGCGGCGGCGGCGGCAGCGCUGCUUGGCGCCGAUAGUUCGGGAACGGGGGCUAACGGCGCCGAAACGUGAUGGUCUCGCGCACAGCGGUACCGUAGUGUUUUUCCCCCAUGGGGAGGAACACACCAUUUUGAGUGGAGAUUGCGCACGCCCAGCAACGGGCUGGCAGGAAGCGCCGGGGGGGGGGGGGGGGGGGGGGGGGGAGUGACGAGGUCCGCGAGGUCCGCGCCAGGAAGAGCGGCAAGUGGUGACUAUCUAGCAAAGGAAUUGUCUUCCGCCGGGUGUCCGUAAGUUCCGCGCAGGGUUUCGGAAAUUGUCACAGAACUCCCGGAGAAUCGGUUGGGGUUCGGAAGUUCCACCGAACUCAAGAAAAAAAAAUCGGGCGUGUGAGCUGGUCUACAGAACUCACAGAGCGCUUCAGAUACCUUCACACAAACGUUUACCGCACCUGUUCCCGCGCCACGGGUUUUGUCACUUGUCCCGGUAUGUUCGCUGUUUUCGGCGUACUGCACACUUUGUUCCCUGUGUUGUGUUAUUUUCGUUGUGCCCGCACCCUCGGUAUAAAGAACUCACAGAACUUCCGAGUAGAGAGGGUGUGCAGGAGUUCCGACUAGGGUUUCGGAACCGGCACAGACCUCACGGAAGUUACCGUAGAUGCCCCGGUAGAACGAGAAUACCCGCGGCGCUUCUGUACGUACCCUACGGACACCCGUUUCUGCGCAUUUCGCUUUGGCAUUGCCCUCCGUCGGCACUGCGGUUGGGUUCAGGGGUGUCGGUGGAAUCAGCCGAGAGCUUGCGUUGGGAGGGGGGGGGCGGGGGGUGCGUUCCACCUGUUGGGUGGUGGUGCUUGUUAUGUAAGCCUAGUGGUUUUAUUUUUCUGUCUUUGCAGUGUUUUCGACCCGCCAGGUUUUGUUUCAAUUUUCGGUACUUGGUAGUUUUUUCGACCUCGAGAUUCGACUUAUCCCAAAGGAUAGAUGAAGGUGGCUAUCGCAGCGUCGACCGCGGUAGCUUGCGCGUUGUUGCGUCAUACAUAUGGGGCCACGGAAUCGAACGGGUAUCAGGGGGGCACGGGGAAUGGUCACGCAGUAAGAAGCGGGGGGGGUUCACUCGCAGCUUCAGUACGUUUUGUGCGACAAGAUUUCGUGUAGACAAGCGCACGGCAUGUUGACAGGGAGGCAGCUGUAGCAGCAGUCAUCGGAACACUGAAUAGCCCUCAUGGCCGUAUUGGUGUAAUUGUUUUCACCCCAUCUAUUCUUGCGCCAGUCGGUACCAUUCGGUAUUGUAAGUUUAGGACGUCUUUAUUGUACCCUCAAGUUUAUCGCUUUUCACCACAGAUUUGGUUGCAAAGUGCUGUACUCACGAGAGAAAGUAAGUAACCCACAUUCCACCAGCUGCUGUUUGGUAGGUUGGCGAGGUUACGCACUACGUGGGCACCGGUGGUAACGUAGGUGUGUGACUUAUUUUGUUUUUGACAGAAAUCGGGGGCGAGUUGGGGGAGCUUCUUGGUACCAAAUCAGUGCCCCUCGUCCCACUACGUUGUGGUACGGUAACUUUGGAAGGUGAGCAUGACUUAUUCGGUAAAGUGCGCGCGGAUGGGACCAAAAAGACAACAAAACCCGCUCAAUGUAAUAAUGCCCCGUCUGUUUCACGCCUCUCACGGAGACCAGAGGCGGAGAGAGAGAGAGACAAAGAAGGGGAAUCAAGCCAGACUUCGGUCCAUGUUCCUUCGCAUCAAAGUUCGUUCUGACCUCAUUUGUACAAACUGACUCUCGACGGCAAAUAAGCGAGUCUCUGUGGUGACGAACUACCGCGACCUAGGAACUAACAAUACAAUAACUGCAACACAAAACCGGGAGACAAAAUACAAGAACCUACGGGCAUUGCGGAGGUGACUUUCUGAACACAACCACACGCAACGCACGAAGACCAACACCUAGCCCUCAUUGCUUCCUUCACCAACUGACGCCUUUCCUCAUUUUUCAAAACCUAUCGCCACCACAAAACUGCGGGCACCUUGCUCUCUCUCUCUCUCUCUCUC